Molecule: messenger RNA, 7863 nt
Organism: Larimichthys crocea (large yellow croaker)
Lineage: Eukaryota; Metazoa; Chordata; Actinopteri; Sciaenidae
Gene: frem1a
Product: Fras1 related extracellular matrix 1a
Exons: 37
Coding region: 401-6970 (2189 amino acids)
Biological process (GO): anatomical structure morphogenesis; cell communication
Cellular component (GO): membrane
Source: RefSeq, a predicted model, not a curated record
UGGGGACAAGCUCUAACAUGUUCCCCAAUGCGGAGGCUGAUUAUAAGGUGCUUUUCUGUCCAAGGUGUUUUCUGUGUGAGGUCUUAAGUAGGUGUCCCAGAGAAGUGUUGAAGGAAUGUGGCAGGAUGACAUCUGAAGCCCCUUUUUUGAGAUACAAAACAACUCCACCGCACAUCCUCAGUGGGGUCCAAGGUGAGCUCCUGGUCGAUCAUGAACUCCCACAAACACAUGACUACAAUCUGAACAUACAACCAGAGGAACAUGCAGCUUCAUCUCAAGAGAAAGACUUCUCUUCGUUCUCUGAAGUCUCCUGAAGUGUGUUCCUGAAAGUAAUCCUGCUUUUGUUUGGAGCUAGUCCUCCUUGAAGACCCUACAAGACGUUGGCUUGUGACUGACAGCGAUGGGUUCAUGGGGUCAAACGCUGGCCUGGAUCUCACUUCCAGUGCUUCUGCUGGGAAUGACCUGCUCAUCACACAGUUCUCUUGUGAAAGUCAAUAAGGGUUUAAAGGUGAAACGGGGGCAGGCAGCCUACCUCCAGGAAGGUGACCUGCAGUUCCAUAUUCCCCAUCAGAAGGAUACGUGCAAGGUGGAGGUGGUGUUAAAUGAGCCCAUAACUCAACGAGUGGGAAAAGUCAUCCCUCAGGUAUUUGAUUGCCACUAUCUGGCUGAUGAGGUUAAGUAUGUCCAUAACGGCUGUCCAUUGUUAAAGGAGGACACUGUCAAGCUUCGACUGUACAGGUUCACAGAGACAGAGACAUACAUGGAGGUGUUUUCUCUCCAUGUGGACAUUAUGGAACCUGAAUGCAGCAUCAUAAAGCUGGGACCUAAAUCCCUGGAGGUUCCUGAAUUCUACAGCCUGUCUGAUCCUGUGGAUGGCAAUGUGGUGUCCUUUCGCUAUGAGAGGAGGUCUAGCCUGGAAUGUAGUGUCCAUUUGAGUAGUCAUGAUACCCACUUGCCAGCUCAUGGCCAACUAGUCACCGGAGAGCCAGAUAAAGCUACAAAGAGAGGGGAUGAGCCAGAGAGCUUCAUCCACCUACGUCAGCAGCUGGAUAAUAAAGAAAGAGCGAUGUGUAAAUCUGAAGACUGCCUGAAGGGUCUGAAGCUAGUGAAGUUCACCAAGAUUCCCUGUGAUGACUUCCUGAUGAUGGGCCUGAGGUAUCAGCAUAUAGACCCUCCAUCUCCAGACGUGGACUACAUUGCAAUCAAAGUGGACCUCAAGGACACCAGGAGUGGCAGCAUAUAUCAGUCUGAGCAGGCUUGGAUUCCAGUGCGGAUAGUUGGUGCAAUGCCCAAUCAGCCUCCCAAACCGUUGUUCAUGUCCAUGUUUAUCCUGGAGGUCGACCAGUUCAUCCUCACUCCGCUCUCCACGGCUACAAUAGAUGCUGAAGAUGAGGAAACUCUCAAGCAGCUUCUGGUUUUCAACAUCACCAAACCCCCCGUGGACGGCUUCAUCACCCAUCUGUCUGAUCACACUCGUCCAAUCUCCUCGUUUACAUGGCUCGACCUCAAUGACAUGCUCAUUGGGUAUCAACCUCCAAACUCUUCACAUACCCAACGUCGGAAUUAUGAGGUGGAAUUUGAAGUUUAUGAUUUCUUCUUUGAGAAGAGUCCAUCGAUGACUGUUCAUAUGUCUGUAAGGAAUGCAGACACCAAUGCUCCAAGAGUGUCUUGGAAUAUGGGUCUCAGUCUGUUAGAGGGUCAGUCCCGUCCAAUAAAGUGGGAGCAGUUCCAGAUUGUGGACAACGACAACCUGAAUGCUGUUCGAAUUAUCACUGUGGACGGCUUGCAGCAUGGACGGCUCACUGUCAGAGGUGGAAAGGGCUUCAUGUUCACCGUCAAUGAUAUUAAAGCUGGCGUGGUUCGCUAUCACCAUGACGACAGCGACUCCACCAAAGACUUCAUCAUCUUCCGCAUUACUGACAGUCACCAUCAGACCCGACACAAGUUUCCCAUUAAGAUCCUCCCUAAGGACGACACCCCUCCGUUCCUCAUCACCAACAUGCUGCUGGAGGUGUCUGAGGGCCAGACAGCUUUACUGAGAGGCUCCACCCUCCAGGCCUCAGACAUGGACUCCAGCGACGACUUUAUUCUCUUUAACAUCACCCGUCCCCCACAGGCAGGAGAGAUCAUGAAAAUCCCAGGACCAGGUCUCACAGGUUAUCCUGUCAGCCACUUUCUGCAGAAAGACCUGUCUCAGUCCAUGGUUUACUAUCGACACCUAGGGAAUGAGGUGUUUGAUGACUCCUUUGAGGUGGUUCUGUCGGAUUUCAAUGACCCACCCAACCUGUCAGAGUCUCAAGUGGUGAUGGUGCACAUAGAACCUGUUCCAGACCAACCACCUAAAGAGGUUCCUGGUUCCAGUCGGUGUCUUGUGAUCAAAGAAACAGAAGUGGUCCAUAUAACACGGCAACACCUUCACUUUGUAGACCAGGAGUCCCCAGACAGUGAGCUUACAUAUACUGUUACUACUCCACCUUUCUACACUGGUUUUCACAGCAGUCCAGAUGCAGGGAGGCUUUUCUUAGUCGACAGCAUACCCAAAUUCACCAAAGACUCCAACGCACCAGUGCUGCGGCUCUUCACACAGCAUGCAGUGAACUUUAUGAAAGUAGCCUACAUGCCUCCAAUCAUGGACAUCGGCCCGUAUCCCCAGUAUAUCCAGCUUGUCCUCUCUGUGACCAACCACCUGGGCAAAACAGUCACCGGGAUCUGCUUUAACAUCACUGUGAUGCCAGUGGACAACCAGCAACCACAGGUUCUUACCAACCGUCUGACUGUAGAUGAGGGAGGGGAGUCCUGGCUCGGCCCUGAACACUUACUGCUGUCAGACGUAGACUCCAUGGAGGAAGCCCUGCAGGUGGAGCUUCAGAGGGAACCACAGCAUGGAGCUCUGCAGCUAGGCGGCCUCCAGCUAAAACCGGGCCGUUCUUUCACUGUGCAAGACCUGAAAAGCCUUAAAGUUAGGUACAAACACGAUGGCUCAGAAACUGUUGAGGACAACAUUGAAUUCACCGCAACUGAUGGUAUCAACCCAGUCAGUUUUGUCCUGCAAGUGAAGGUGAUACCUGUCAAUGACGAGGUCCCGGUGUUGGUCCCUGGUUUGAAAUCAGUCCUCAGCUGUACGGAGGGACAGGAAGUAGUCAUCACAGCAGAGUAUAUCUACGCAACCGAUGCAGACAGCGACAACAACAGCCUGGCCUUCCUGAUCGCCCGGCAGCCGUAUCACGGUGUGGUGCUCCGGGACGGUGUCAUCGUCGAUCGCUUCAUCCAGGCAGACAUCACUGCAGAGAUAAUCACCUACAAACACACAGGACUGGAGAUUGGACUCACUCCUCGCCAUGACACCAUCACCUUUGUUAUUUCUGAUGGAGAAACAGAAAACACUGCUCUGUGCUGCAGUGAAAGAAAUCCCACCAGGACCAGAGGCACGGCUCAGCUCCGGGACAGCCUGCCUGUGUAUGACCUCCAGAUCACAGUGUUCCCAGUCGACAGCCAACCACCUUCACUCAUGACAGGAGAUAUCUUUAUGGUGGAUGAGGGUGGAACUGCCCCGAUAACUGCAUCUCAUUUGAAGGCCUCUGACAUGGACACUGUCCUGGAAGAGCUGGUGGUCAGUCUGAUUUCGCCACCUCAGUUUGGCUACAUUGAAAACAUCCUGCCCAGUCCGGGUUUUGAGAAAAGCAACAUGGGCAUAAGCAUAGCCUCCUUUUCAUACAAAGACAUCAUUGAUGGUCAUGUGAACUACGUACAGUCCAGACACCAGAGGAUGGAGCCCACAGCUGACCAGUUCAUGCUCUGUGUCUCAGAUGGCAAACACAGCUCUGCCCACGUCCCCUUCUACAUUAUUAUUAACCCAACUAAUGAUGAGAUCCCAGAGUUUGUGGCUCGCAACAUCACAGUACAAGAAGGAGAAAUGAAGCAGCUGGACUCAUCAGUUCUACAUGCAAUGGAUCUGGAUGUCCCAAGGGACGCCCUGAUCUUCAGUGUGGUCAAAGCCCCACAGCAUGGCAGCAUCAUCAACCACAGCAGUGAAAAGCAGGCCUACAAGAGACGGGAGGCCAGUCCUCGAUCUGCAGUGGUCGACUUUACAAUGACAGAUCUUAUAAAUGGUAUGGAUUUGAGGUACAUGCACGAUGACUCUGAGAAUAUGGCGGACAGUUUUACCGUCCAGCUGACUGAUGGGAAACACCAACUCCACAGACAAGUGAUGGUUAAAGUGCAGCCAGUCAAUGACGAGGAGCCUCACGUCAUCAGGAACAAUGGGCUGGAGGUGGAGCCAGGAGAAGCCAGGAUUAUAUCCAGUGUUACACUCUUUGCACAGGACGGUGAUACUCCUUCCUCAGAGGUCAUGUACAUAUUUGAGAGUGUUCCAAGCCAAGGACUACUACAGAUUAAGGAAGGUCAGGUCUGGGUGACAGUGACAGCGGGGAGAAACUGUAGCCAGGAGAAGGUGGACAUGAACCUCCUGCGCUAUGUGCACACCGGCCUGCACGGAUCUAAAACACAGGACUUCUUUGUCUUCUAUUUGUUGGAUGGAAAGAAUCAAUCACCACCACAGCACUUCCACAUCUCUGUCAAAGAUCUAGAAAAAGGUAAUAUCGCCAUCUUUGUGAAGCCAGUGAACGUCAGCCGUGGGGAUCGUGUGGUCCUCACCACAGAUGUGCUGUUAGCCACAGACGGCACAGACAAACCUGAGGAGCUUCUGUAUACCAUCACCAACCCUCCUCCUCACGGACACAUCGAGUACAUCAAACAUCCUGGGCUGGCCAUCUCCACCUUCAGCCAGCUGGACAUAGCAGCCAACCUUGUGGCUUAUGUUCAUGACAACCGAGCCAGCACACCCACAGAAACCUUUCAGUUUGUUGUAAGUAAUGGUAAGAGUAGCCGAAAUGGAAGCUUUGAGAUCACAGUGGAAAUGGUGGAUCGCGUCCUGCCGUCUCUGUCCUUCAACAAAGGCCUCUCAGUUCCUCAGGGCUCCUCCAUGAUUCUGGGUCCUGACUGCUUGGCAAUGUCUGACCCUGACACUCCACCCAACGCCCUGAUCUUUGUCCUGCUCCAACCGCCACAGUAUGGCAGGCUGCUUUUAGGCAGUGCCACACUAACUGCUGGCUCAAACUUCACCCAAAAGAACGUGCAGGAGUUGGAGGUAAUAUACAGACAUGAUGGGGGACCAUCGCAGAUCGACCGAUUUGCUUUUACUGCCUUUGACAGCACUAACCGGGGCUUCCUGCUGGAUGGACGGUUACAAACUACACCUGUGUUCUUCACAAUUCAGAUCAAACCUUUGGAUAAAUCGUCUCCUGAGAUCGUGAAACUGCUUCCUCUUUGGAAAGCAGAACUUUUAGACGACGGCCGAUAUGGAAUCUUUCUGUCAUCUCGUGAACUGAAGGCCCAUGACAGUGAUAGCAGAGAUGAAGAGCUGAUAUUCUGCAUCGUUCGUCAGCCUUAUUUUGGUUACCUAGAAAACAUCACCACAGGUGGUUUUGUACCACAGCGCUUCUCUCAGAUGGAGCUGAACAAGAGAACGAUUGUCUACAUCAUCAACCCAGACAGGGAGUCUCUCUCAGACAGCCUGGAGUUCAGUGUGUCUGAUCCUUUGGGGAACACUGGACCUUCUCACAUACUAGAAUUCAGCUGGUCCACCAUGGAGCUGUCUCAGCCUGAGCACUCCGUGUGUGAGGAUCAGGGAACGUUCUCGCUGGACAUCAUCCGGAGCGGAAACUUGGCAGAGUCUUCAUAUAUCACUGUGAAGGUAAAAGAGGUGACUGCAACAGCUGGAAAAGAUUUCCUCUUUAGCGCCUCUUCCCUCAUUCAGUUUGAUCCAGGAGUGUCAAAGAGGAGCUGGCAAACUGAGAUCGUCCAGGAUCACCUCGAGGAGGCUGAGGAGAUGUUUGAAGUGCUGCUGGUUGCCCCUGAAGGCACAGUGAUCGGCAGCAUCAGCAAGGCUCAAGUCACCAUCAGAGAGUCGGGGAGGAAGACAGGAAGAAGAGGACAGUGCCGGCUGAACCCCGAACGAGAGGCUCCUGUUCUGGGAGGAAAAGAGGUUCGGUCAGACACAUAUCCCCAACAUGGAUCCAUUCAACUAGAGAAACUGCCCCUGGGCACAGAUGCAGUAAUCUGGAGCCGUGGAGACAGCAUCUCCAGGCCUGCAGUAAAUGUUCCAAAAAAGAAGCUCAAAGUUACGGGCAACCCAAAGUCUAUUGCACCUUCAUCAGUUUUUCACAACGGGACAGACAUCGUUUACACAUAUCAUGGGAUCAUGCAAAUGCAAGUAGAGGACGACACCUCCCCAUCGAGGAAGGGCAGAAAGGCAAACAUCCGUGUGGUUAGCAGGGGAGCCCAGCGGCAGGCGUCAGCAGCGUUUACUAAGACGAAGACAGAUGUUCAACCAAGGAUCUCAAAACCUAAAACAACUGGACUGGGCAAAGGACAUGCUACAGCUGACAGCUCCACACCAAAGCCCUGUGUGCCAGAACUAAUGGGACUCCUGCAUUUCAACCACAGCACCAAUCAGCUUUAUCACUGCAACGGAGUCUCCUGGAAACCCUGGGCACCUACUGAUCAGAUGGUGAGCGCUCAGAUGUGUCCUCAGGGCUGGACCUUUCAUGGUGGCCACUGCUACACCCUCAGCACCGAGCACAAGGUCACAUGGAGCACAGCUAACAAGGCCUGCAGGGAGAGAUAUAAAGGCACUCUGACAAGUGUUCUUUCUAAAGUCGACAUGGAUUGGCUGUGGGACUUCAGCGGAAGAAAACCAUUUUGGAUAGGUCUGAAUGACAGGGAGGGCCGAGGACGAUGGGAGUGGGUAGGCGGCGAGCCGGUCAGCUACACUAACUGGAGGAAGACGCCCCCCCGGUCCAAAAUGAAGGGAGGCAAAAAGUGCAUCCUGGUGUGGAAAAGGGCAAAGUGGCAAAUCAGAGACUGCAAGACGAGCAGAGGUCAUCGCUUUGUGUGUUCAGUGAAAACAUGAAUUCAACGGCAGCUACGAACCACUGUGUUGUUUGAGAAGAGCUGCAGGAGGAAGGACUGAUCCUCAGGACAUUUGAACUGCAAUAACUUUCCAAAAUAGACGUGGGGGAACUUUUCUGGAACUCUUCAUAUCAUUUAUAAUGAACGUUUUGACAUUUAUUUUGUCUAGAAAGUAACCUGCAACACUAAGUGACAUUGUUUACACCGCAUUUAUUCAAAUUAACCACUGAAAGUAUUAAAAUAAAUGUCGAGCUCAUGUGUAUUUUAAAAAAAAUGUAUUUAGUGUCUUUCACAUGUCAGAACCGAGGCUGAAUUACCAAAAAGCUCCACACUCACUGUUGGUGUGUGGUUCAGGUGACCUGAGUGCAGCUUCUGCAUCAUUACCUGCAGUGCCUUGAGUUCAAGUUUAGUUUCAAGGUUUUUAUUAUUUUUAUUUAUACUGUGCUUACUAUGUACAUACAUUAACUGUGUAAACCUAACUAACAAGGACUACUGUUUAGUUUCUGUGUCUAGGAGCAAAAAUAAUGUAUAGUGUGCUGUGUGUACUGUACCAAAGGGAAUAUACACAAUGCACAGACAGUGUGCAGACAUUUCUUUGGCCCUGUAAACGAAAAAAAAACAAAAGAACUUUUGUGUAAAUAAUGAAAUAUUUUGUAGAACCAGUUCACUAAUUUCAUUUCAUUUAUAGAGUGUGUACAGCUCCAUUUAAAAAGCUCCACUAUAAUAAUUUGUUUAAAUGAUCUUCACAGUGUUCAUGAGGAGAAUAAAUCAGUGUAUAGGAGAUUCUAAUCUGUGAGGUACCCUAUAAAUGAUCAUAUGUAAUGUACAAUAAUAUGCCACCGUAUAUGAUCAAUAAUCCUGCUCUCACUGGGUAUAAAUCAUGUCUAAUGUUGA